AUGGCAGAGCUGUGGGAAUUCAUUGAGAACCCACAGCCAUCAGGCGACGGCGUGUCGCUCAUUCCCCAGGAUUGGGCACCCGUGGAAAACGUCUUGCGGCCCACGGAGAUUGUCUUGCUGUUGGCAGGUUUGCAGACCCGCGGGAACAUCAGCGCUGUCUGGCGACUGAUCAGUGCCAACCGACAGGAUAUGCUUGUCUACCAAUCGUACAUGGCUCCCUUUCCGAAGCUGGUGUUCCGGCCGCGAACAGAACGGAGCAUCCUGCUCAAGGCCUAUGCCUCCCUGACUCCGACAACGGUGAGGUUUCAGAUGAAGUACGCGACCACCGACAACGUGGCUCUCGAUCUGGAGCUUCCAGUGCAUGGGGGAAUUUCAAUGUACGACUUGCUCUCUGCCGUUCAGGAUGGAUUAACGCCGCCUCCGGGCGUAGGUGUUCAGCUCCUCAGUACAGCCCAUGUUCAGAGGCCGCUCACAAUUUUCGACUGCAUGGUUUUUAUGGAUGAAUGGACUUUCCAGGAGCUCGAGGCUAAGAUCCUGGCAGUGGGCGAGGUUUUGAUGCAGCAGCAGACCGAUUUGGUUGAGAAAUCCUUCAAAUCCGUCAAAGCCACACAACUCAAGCAAGUUUUGGAGGACAUCUCUGGCUUCGUCACCCUGACCGCGGAGCAAGCGACGAGAAUCGGCACCAUCCUUCGCCGAGGGCCAUGGGACCAAGAGGAUCGAGCAAUCGCUGCCGCAUGCCUGUCAAAUGUUCUUGCCAACACCGGUCGCAAGGGAGGUGCCGUGGUGAGGCGGGCCAACCAAGACCUCUUGAGCUUCCACAAGUUCUUGAGCAAGAACGAUGCAUGCGUGCUGGCCGACCCGUCGGCCAGCAUGCACACAAAUGCAGAUGUCGUCGCAAGCCGGAUGGUCAAAAUUCAGUUGUGGCUGGCGAGUGAACAAGCCUAUAGCGAGGUGAUCAAGACGGUUCAGGCGGCCGGCGCCGAGAUGUCCAGUGCCCAGGACCAGUAUGCCUUCUUACAGUUGCUGAAGAAGAUGGUCCGGAGUCGGGUCAAGAAGUUGCCCAAGAACAUCGAAUUGCCGAACCCAUUCCCUGACAAACCAGAGGACCUGCCAGACCACGUGCGUGCGGAAGCCUAUAACCCGGAGGAUCCGGCGGUUACCAUCGAGGGGUCGGUCGCGAAGGGCAGCAUCAUGCGCAAGAGCAGCUCAGAGCUCCGGCCCCAGGACGUCCAAGUGGCCCUUCCGAGUAAGAAACCCCGCACAAGCUUCUCCUCGAACCAGCCAAGCCAACAAGAAAUGUUUGCGGGCAUGGCUUCCCAAUUCGCAUCUUUCAUGAUGAACUACAUGAAUGGCAACCCCUCCGGCUCCAGUGGCUCGAACGCUACGGAUUUGCAGCAUGGCGCUCAUGGGCAGGCGUCACAGGAGUCGUCACCCCCGCCGCAGCCGCAGCAGUCGCUUGCGACGCUGCGGCCCGAGCUGCAGUCUCCGACGCAGCAGGCCCCAUCACAAGUGCAAGUGACGGAUGCGAACAUGGGCUUCACCCAGUUUGAGAUGCCGGACACAUCGCGGCCAGAGCUCGAGGAACGUGAACCUGAUCGUCAGCCGCUCAGUGCGGCAGCUGCUGCUUUGGCAGUCGAGAAGGCCGUGGAGAACCGCAACGAAAAGACGAAGCCCGGCAUUCUCAAAAAGCCCGCGGCCGCAGAGACUGCUGCACCGAAAGCCAAGGCGAAGGCCACGGCCAAAGUGAAGGCCAAGUCCACCCCCAAAGCGAAGGCGAAGUCCCAGUCCAAGAAGACGACUAUCAACCAAGGUCCGAACAAGGGCUGGGUCGUGGAGGUACGUGAGCGCCGCGUCGGGAACAGUGCCGGGCAAACCGACACGUACUAUCGACCAACCCGCAACAUCCAGGGCCACUUUGAAACGGAAGCGAGACGAGAAGAUGUGAGCUACAUCGACCCACUGGCGGUGCUUUGGCAUGCCUGCAAUCAAGGGGGUGGCUUCCAGGAGUUCCUGCAGAACUGCGUGCUGUAUUUUUCCCUGAAACAGUUUGGGGGCCUGGCCCUGAGCAAAGAAGACUCCUGGUUCGUGCUGACUGCAGUGCGUUCCACGGAUGUCAAGCGGCUCAGCAACGGCAUGACGCAGCUCAUGAAGAGGCACAGCUUCCUGAGUGCUUGUCAAUGGCCAGCUGCCGUUGGUGACAAAGGCGCCUCCGCGAAGAAAGUCUUCGCCAAGAAGGUGACCGAGUUCAAGUCCUCGGCGUCGGAGGCCAUGGCUUUGUACCCCGUGAUGCGGGCCUUCUUGCAGGAGAAGCUGCCAAGCAUCCGGGACAACCAGUGCAAGGAAUGUUGCCGAUGCUUUUUCGUUCUAUGCGAAGUCCUUGACCUCCUGUGUAAAACGUCGGUACCACUGGAUCCUUCGACGCUAGCUGCUGCUCUGGAACAGAAAAUCGAAACGCACAUGGAGCUGUUCAAGCGCUGCUACGGGGUGGAGAAGGUCAUCCCCAAGGCACACUUCAACCUGCACCUGGGCGACUUGCUGCGGCGUCAUGGCCUGCUACUCUCCUGCUUUGUGCAUGAAAGGAGGCACAAGGAGAUUAAGAGGUAUGCGAAUAACCUCGACUCCAUGCAGGCAGGAUCCGAAAGGCACAUUCUCCAACUGGAAUUGGAGGAGCACAUGAAGAACCUCCUCGUCUUCUCCGAAAUGAAAGCAGGGCUGGUCAACCCCAAGGCUGCCGCCGGCCAGGUGCAACAGGCUUUUUGCGACUACUUCUCCUUGCCAGGCAGUCCUGGACUGCUCGUAAGCAUGUCCUGCCACGUCGGGAAUGGCAGGCUGUGCAAGCGAGAGGACGUGGUCGUCGUCCAUGGGCCCAACGGCGACGAAGUGGCUCAAGUGUGGUUCCAUGUCGAGUUCAACGGACACGGCUACACGUGCAUGUCCGAGUGGCGUUCUUUGGGCCGAAAUCGUUUUCGAACCUGUGACGAGCCUGUGUUCCGAUCAACACAUGCUAUCUGCAGACUGUGUGCUUUCAAGAAAGAGACUGACCGUGCACUGGUCAUACCGCUGAGCAUGCCCAUGUGA
Symbiodinium sp. CCMP2592 is the source of this 3078-nucleotide messenger RNA. The record is from the annotation of a GenBank genome assembly. NCBI's taxonomy places the organism in Eukaryota, Dinophyceae, Suessiales, Symbiodiniaceae.